UAAAAAAUCAUUUUUUACACCAAUAUAAUUGUUCGCAGAUGGGUGAAGGCAAGUGCCCGCGGUACUGGGACGACGGCACGGCGCAGUACGAGCACAUAUCGGUGCAGUACGAGGAGAGCGAGUCCUGUCCGUAUUACACCAGGCGGCAGUUCAGAGUUAUUAAUAACAAGAGCGGCGAGGUGUCGUCGGUGCGCCAGCUGCAGUACCAGGGCUGGCCGACGGCGCCGGGACACGUGCCCGAGGUGACGCGCGGCCUCGCCGAGCUGGCGGACGCGGCCGACCCGCUGCACACGCCCACCAUGCUCGUGCACUGCCAACUGGGCACGGAGCGGUCGUCGCUGUUCGUGGCGCUGUGCAUCCUGAUCUGGCAGCUGCGCGUGGAGCGGCGCGUGGACGUGUGCUGCGUCGCGCGCAAGGUGCGCUCGCAGCGCGCCCGGACCAUCGACACAUUCUUACAAUACGAAUUCCUCCACCGUGCCAUACUAAACUACGCAGAGUUGCACAAUCUACUAGAGGACAGUUAAACCUCCGAUACGUCGUGUCAGGUACAUGAGAAUCUAUGGUGGUAGAAAUAAGAGCUGUUUUCAUACAAACCGUGCAACAGGGAUAUAUAUAAAUUAAAAAAAAAAUCCGUUGUAAGAUUUUAUAUUAACCAAAGAGUUUCACACGCAAUUGUUUAGAUUAAAAAAAAAUCGGAUCGCACGUUUUGUAUGAAAACAUCGCUUCGUUGUAAUGUGAAACUUAUCGGGCCUAUAUUUAAGGAUGUUUUUCCUUUGAAACAAUUCUCAAUUUUGCUACCAAACACUUUUAUAUUAGUCGGAUGUGAUUAUGCAAUAAAGAUAUAAAACCAAAUUUAAAAUAAUCAAAAUACAAUACGUAUUAUAUUUAAGUUAAAACAACUUAUAUAAUAAUUGCUAUUUAGGACCAGGAUAAUGAAUACAAAAAAAUGUGGCAUGUAUUUCGUAAAUCAUUGCUUCCUUAGCGUUUAAUAAUAAUAAUAAUUUAAAUUAUACCAACUUAAUAUUUCGACAUGGAGUUUUUUUUUACAAAUCCCAGUUUUGUCCUAGAUUGCAUAAUCACGUCCAUUGUAAGUGUAGGUUUUGUAUAUUUGGUGUAAUUUUUAUUUCAUAUAUUUCUUUCGUACGUCUUCGCCGCCUUUCCCCGCGAUGUUUCUAAAACGUGUGAAUUAAUUUAAUAUUAUUAUUAUUUUAUUAUCCUAGUAGGUGCUUCAAUUGAUUUAAGACAUUUAUUUAGUGACAAAAAUAUUUUUAAUUUUUAUUUAAUUGUGUGCCGGCAUUGUACAAAACGGUAAACGUGUUCGAAAUUCAAAAUUAAAUGAAAAAUACUUUUUUUUUGUGACGACAAACUUUAUGCAGUGAUUCAGCCCAAUUUUAUUUUAUUUUUUUAAUUGUAUAAGUUUUAUUUUGUUUCGCACGUGACUGAUUCCAGAAUUAAAAUUAUAUUGUAAAACUUAAUACAAAUUGUACACUGCGGGCGCACAUAUUGUUUUAUCUCAAUGUUAUUUUAAUUAUU
Molecule: messenger RNA, 1533 nt
Organism: Manduca sexta (tobacco hornworm)
Lineage: Eukaryota; Metazoa; Arthropoda; Insecta; Lepidoptera; Sphingidae
Product: tyrosine-protein phosphatase 69D-like
Exons: 4
Coding region: 39-524 (161 amino acids)
Biological process (GO): protein dephosphorylation
Molecular function (GO): protein tyrosine phosphatase activity
Source: RefSeq, a predicted model, not a curated record